AUGCCCGACCCGCUCACGGAGUCCACGGACGACCGCCAGCGGUGGCAGCGGGAGGCGGCCUGCGGGGACGGGAGGGUUUCUAACAUCAGCAACGAGCUGCCGGCGUACACCAUGAAGAGUAACGAGUUCUGCACGGGCGGGCGGAUAGCUAUGACCCCGGGCUACCUUUCCCCGGGCGGGGACUUUGUGAAGAACGGGCCGAACGAGCAGCCACCCUGCAGGACGACGCCCCAGCCCUCGGCCGCCGUCGCCCGCCUGGCCGCGGCGGGCGCCGCGGCCCGCUUGGCCGCGGCCGUGGGAUUCGUCAAAGGACGCAAUCUGGCCUAUCAUGUGGUUCGCAUGGACACGGCUGCUCUCCGCGCUAGCGUGGUCAACGCCGACACCGAUCCGCUCUUUGUAAGCUUCACAAUCAAGGCUGCCUUUCCCAGCAUGAGCCAGGCCUGGCUUCGACUUGUGCUGGAAAGGUGCCGCCUGCCCAAGAGCUUUUUGCAGGCGAUUGCUGCUCUGGCAGCCGAUUCGCUGGCGCAUACGCUGGUCGGGCCUGUGGUCGUGUCCAUGUUUUUGAUCACAGCAGCAAACACCCUGCCGAUGUUGCCCAACCCGCGCGCGAGUCUUCAAGACAUGGAGGGGCUUCUCGCCGAACAGGGGAAGGGCAAGGUGGUGAGCCUCGGCCCGCACGUGCCCAGCUCGGCCCCGACGCGCUGCCCCACGGCAAGUUCGCGCACGCUCGACGACGACCAGGACGCCGAUGCGCUCCAGGAGGACUGGGGCGUCGCUGCGCUUCCGCGGGACGGCGACGAGCUGGCGUUCCUCAACACGGCGCCCUUCGAGACCGUGCCCGUCAGGGACGAGCGUCCCGGGAGGGGGUCUGCGAUGCCAGCGCCCCCGCUGAGGCGCCUCCGGUCCGAGGCGUAUUGGGAGCAGAAGGUUGCCGCCGCGUGGCGGCUGGCGUGCUCGCCUUGGGAGGUGGGCGUGCGGCAGCGUUGCCCCCGCGUCGACGGAGGCGGCUGCCUCGGGCCCGCGGCGGCCGCGCCGCCGACAGCGGAAGGCGCCGAAGGCGAGGGCCCAGCGGCGGCCGAGCCGCCAGCAGCAGGAGCUGCCGAGGGCGGAGGCUCCGAGGACGGCCGCAGGAGCUGGGCGGGCGCCGUCUCGAGGGAGUUGCGCCGCGGGGCCCGCGGGGCGCUCGUGCCGGAUUGCCCUGCAACCGCUUGCGGCUCCAAGGCCAAGCCAUGCACUUGUGUUUUGCCGCCCUUUGCCGUCUGCAGAGCCGUGGACGCCUCCACAAACACGCACGAGGCGUGUUUCGCGCAUCAGAGGCGCAUUCCCAGGCCGAGGGCGAGCGAGGACGCUGCCCGCUCCGCGCACGAGGCGCGGGGCACGGCGCGUCCCCCCGCGUUGCCUGGCCUCUGCACUUCCUCGGACUGCUUGGCAGCUCCUUGGCCGCUGCAGGUAAUUAAUGUGCGCGAGGCGGCGGCGGCGCUGCGGCGCGAGAGCGUGCCGCCGCGCCUGGUGCUCACCUGGCUGCGUCCGUGCGAGGCCGCCAUGCCUCCCGCGGACGCGCCCAGGCCCCGCUGGGCCGACGUGCUGGACUCCUCGCAGGAGGACCUGCGGGAGGACAGCCAUGCGGCCGCCGCCCGGGGCCUGGUCGAGGAGUCCUCGUACCGCGGCGAGGACUCCGCGCCGGGGCUCGGAAGCCUGCGGGAGGAGUUCAGCAGGUGCGCGAGGGCGAUCGGCGCCCUGUCCUCCUCGGGCGAGCCCAUGGACUUCUCCUUCCUCCUGGAGGCCCCGACGCCGCUCCAGCAGUUCCAGGAUCCCCGGAGCGCCACCGCCUCCCGGGGCUCCGACCGCGCCGGUCGCAGCGGCACCACGGGCGGCAGGGUCGGCUCCACGCGGGGCCCGAGGCGGAAGAGGCCCCAGAGCAGGCCCGCGGAGCUGGACCCCAGCAGCCCCGGCAAGCGGGCGAGGUCCUCCCAGGCGCCCGCCGACGGCGCCAGGCGGGCGAAGGCUGCUGUGGCGGGCGAGGCCCCUGCGGGCUCGGCCAGCGCCGCUGAGGAGGCGAAGGAGGAGUGGCGGCACCGCGUGGAGAAGCGGGGCAGGGCGGUGGAGAUGAUCAAGACGACGCCGGACUACCAGGCCUAUGCCCAGUCCCGUCCCGCGGGGCAGGCCCUGCACGGCGCGCCCGCGCCGCGCACCCCCGAUUCCACGGACAGGGCCGUGAGCAAGCGGCGCUGGGAGCAGGAGGUGCAGCAGUGGCGGGCGGGGCUGAGGCAGUGGUGUCAGGAGCGCGGCCUGUCCACGGUGUCCGAGCCAGCGGCGCCGCAGCGGUGCCAGCCGAGCGUGCUGGAGUUGUUGCAGCGCCAGGGUAGGAAGUGA
This is a messenger RNA of Prorocentrum cordatum, 2373 nucleotides long. Lineage: Eukaryota; Dinophyceae; Prorocentrales; Prorocentraceae. The record is from the annotation of a GenBank genome assembly.